Molecule: messenger RNA, 645 nt
Organism: Astrephomene gubernaculifera
Lineage: Eukaryota; Viridiplantae; Chlorophyta; Chlorophyceae; Chlamydomonadales; Astrephomenaceae
Source: the annotation of a GenBank genome assembly
CAUUAGACUGCCAAUAGGGCGCAGUACUCCUGCUAGCAUGUCUCUACUUUCGCAAUCUGCCCGGCGUAUCGUCGCUACGUCAGUCAGCCGCUCUCGUCAACAAAGGUUGAGGUGCAUGGCUUCCGCGGCUGCUCCCCCGCCCAAGUACUUCCUCCUCGAGUACAAGUAUGUCCCCGACAUUUUGGAGAAGCGCACCCCCUACCGGGCGGCUCACCUAGAUGGUGCCAAGAAGCAGGCUGAGGCGGGCAAGAUGGUGAUGGGUGGAGCCGUGGGGGAGACGCCGGAGGGCGCUUUGUUUGUGUUCAAGGACAUGUCGCGGGAGGAGAUCGAGCAGUUUGUGCAGGCGGACCCCUACGUCCAGAACGGCCUGGUGCCAUCUUGGCAAAUUAAGCCGUACGCCGUCGUCGUGGGCCCCAUGUGAAGGCGGACGGAAGACAGGCAGAGGCGCAAGGCGAUGGCGUCGGGCGCCGAUGGUUGGAUCAGAAGGCAUCGUCUCAGCGGCAGCCAUAGCUUCAUGUUUUGCUAAGAGCUCUACGUGAGCCGCAUGAAGGUCCUGCGUGGUCGCAGAAAGCGUCUACGUCUACGUAGACAUGGUCGUGCUUAUCCUUGCAGCUGACGCAGCCUGUAACGAAGCCAACGGCGAAA